This is a messenger RNA of Cimex lectularius (bed bug), 1086 nucleotides long. RefSeq lists its product as uncharacterized. The transcript has 4 exons. Bases 123 to 1046 code for a protein of 307 amino acids. Lineage: Eukaryota; Metazoa; Arthropoda; Insecta; Hemiptera; Cimicidae. The record is from RefSeq and is a predicted model, not a curated record.
GCAUAUGUCCUUAUUAUAUGGACUAAAUAACCAUAGUAACAAUUCAGGCAGGCAAGGUUUUAAGUAACACACUACUCAAAAUUUAAAGUAACACACAAACCAAUGAAUAUAAGAAACUUUCAAUGAUGUUAAUGCAACGGACUCACAUUUUAUACAAAAAUGCAAAACAAAUUGCCAUCGGGAGGUUCAACCCUAAUGGAAGGGUCGUAUCCAAGAAGACACCACAUUUACAGAUGCAAAUGGAAUUAAGUACAGAAAAAAGUAGCACGAAGCUUUCGGAUAUUGCCUGCCAAGGACGAUACGCUAAAAGAAAGAUUGGCGUCUAUUUUAGCAUUUGGUAUUGGCUAGUCAAAUUUGGAAUGAAACGAUGCACGGUCAUUAAAAUUAGGCGCAAACUGAAACGAUACUCUUAUCCAUGGCUGUUUUUUGCCUUUCCAGCAGGAAUAUACAUGUUCCUUGGAGAUACAAUAGCCCAAUUAUGUAUGGAAAAAGAAUCAUCGGGAAAAUACAAUAUCAGUAGGGGAUUACAUUAUGCAGCAAUUGGUGUUUUAAUAACAGGCCCAUUUUCUUCAAAGUGGUCUCUGUUUUGGUUAAGAAGAAUUCCCAGGAAUAGGCCGACUUCAUUCAUGGCAAUAUCUUUAUUGCUUGAUAUUUUCUUAUUAAUGCCCACUGUUGCAUUAAUCACUAUGGCUUGUAUCGAUUACAAAGUUAUCAAAGAGAAAUUGAGACAUGACCCAAAAAAUAUAGCGCAAAUUUACGAUGAAAGAUAUAAAGAAUGUAUGAGGGAUAUUAUGAAAUUUUAUGUGCAAACACGUCCGCUCUUGGGCAUAGUGUCCUGUUUUAUUUUACCAAAAAGUGCAGCUAAAUUGGUCCGAACACUCUACUAUAUUUGCUUUUAUUCCGUAAUGUCGAAUGCCAUCUUCAGAGCGGGAAUCGGGCAUUAUCAGCCUGUAAGAGUUAGCGAGACCAAAGGGAAAUUUCAAGAAGGCUGUGAAUGCAUUAAAGACUUAAUUUCAAAAUUUUUACCAACGACCAAAAUUGAAUAAACAAUAAUGACACAAAUAAAAAUAUCAAUUUAUAUGCUAA